AUGCUGGCUGUCCGCGACCACGACCACGACCGCGUCCUCUACCUCUCGAUCAAUAGCGCCUUCGCGGAUUUCAAGAGAUGGAAGAUGAGGAAGGAAAUCGUUUCCGACGAAGAAGCAGAGGAAGACCCAGUCGUCAAGAGCUCUCUCAAGAUCAAAUUUGAAUGGAAGAUUUGGCAUAGCCAUUUCUUUCUCGAGGUAUUCUCUGAGAACAGGAAUUCGGAGGAAGAUGAAAUUUUUCUCUCGUUGCUCUGGUUUGCAAUAGUCGUCACCAAGAUCUGUGUCAUUUUCGGCACCUCUACACUCUUUCAGUUCAUGGCCAUACUGUCCACAAAGCUCACAAGCUCUUGGCUGAUUCGGUACAAAUUCUUCUCGAAUGAUGUUAAAAUUAGCCUCAUGUGUAGCAAUUCCAAGCAUAAUGAGAUCAGCAUCGGCUCCACAAAGACAGUGAACAGUAUUCGGAUCGUGAGCAGGGUUUCCACGCUGCUUUCGGAUGUAGUCCAUAAUCUUGUGCUCACCUUCUCCUGGAACAUUGGCAUGGCUUCAACUUCUACGGCAGUGCCGCCGAAAGCAAAAAGAAAGUUGGAUAAUGGGAAAAAGAAACCGAAAACUCUGAAAGAUGAGUUUGGAGAGAAACUCGAUAUCAAGCCUGUGAUUCCGAAACCAGCAGAUGAAUAUGAUUACGACUCAUCGGAUGAAGAAGAUCUCCGAAAUACUAUUGGAAACAUUCCAAUCAAGUGGUACGAUGAUGAAGAACACAUUGGAUAUGACAAGUUUGGAGAGAAAAUUAUUAAGCCUGCUAAAAAAGGAGAAAUUGAAACAUUCUUAGAGAAGAUGGAAGAUCCUGAUUAUUGGAGAAAAGUUUUCGACAAACAAACUGGAACUGAUAUCAGACUAACCGAUGAACAAAUCGAAAAGAUUCACAAUAUCGCUUCUGGAAAGUACCCCACUAUUGGUUACAAUCCUUAUGAGCCAUUCCUCGAUAUUUAUUCGUCUCAAAAAGAAAUUCAUCCUAUUGAUAAUCGUCCAGAACCGAAAGCUCGGUUCAUUCCAUCCAAAGAUGAAAUGCGUAUGGUUUCUCGUAUGGUUCACGCUAUCAGAAUGGGAUGGGCGAAGGGACCGAAAGCUAAGAAAGAAGAACCAAAAGCAUACGAUUUGUGGGCAGCGGAGGAUGCAUUGGACAAUGUCACAAAAUCUCAGCUAUCCAGAAUGCGUGUUCAUAUGCCAGCUCCAAAAGUUGCUCUUCCAAUUCAUGCAGAGUCUUAUAAUCCACCAGAGGAGUAUCUCUUCGAUGACGAUGAGCGCAAAAAAUGGGAAGAAACAGAAAAAGAAGACCGGGUUAUCAACUUUAUGCCUUCCAAAUACGAUGCUCUUCGCAAAGUGCCACAGUAUGACAAGUUUAUUACGGAAAGGUUCGAGAGAUGUCUCGAUUUGUAUUUGGCCCCACGCCAGAGAAAAAUGCGUAUUCAUGCAGACCCGACUGACUUGUUACCAGAUCUUCCGAAUCCUAAUGAUUUGCGUCCAUUCCCAACAACUCUUGCUUUCUAUAUGCGUGGACAUACUGGUCAAGUUCGAUCUAUUAGUGUUGAGCCAGAACGAGGAGAACUUUUGGCAAGUGGCGGUGAAGACGGAACAGUUCGUAUCUGGAUGAUGGCUACUGGACGUUGUAUUAAAACGUUCAAAAUGGACGGAGAAGUCACUUCAAUCGCUUUCUGUCCAGUCGCUGAUAGAACGCUCUUGGCAGUUGCUUAUGAAGGAAAAUACGUUGCAAUUCUGAAUACUGGAUGUGGAGACAGACUUCAUGUUCAACAAACCGAAUCACUUCUCGCGGAAACUCCAACCGAAUCUCAAGAAGAUGGAGCCGUUGUCACUUGGAGAAAAUCUAAGGAUAAAUUGGUUCUGAAAAUGCCAAAUGAAGUGCGUCAAGUGACAUGGCAUGCGAAGGGAGACUACUUCGCAAGUGUGUGUAUUGAUGACAUUGCCAAAUCAGUCUACGUGCAUCAAAUGAGCAAGGCCAAGUCUCAAUGUCCAUUCCAAAAGCGAAAGGGACAUGUACAAGCAGUUACUUUCCAUCCAACACAAGCUCGUCUUUUCGUGGCUACCAAGAUUCAUGUUAGAGAAUACGAUUUGGCUCGUUGUGUUCUUGUAAAGAAGCUUAUCACUGGUUGCAAACACAUUUCUUCAAUGGCUACUGAUGCGAACGGAGAGAAUUUGUUCUUAGGAGGAUUGGAUCGUCGUUUCUGUUGGAUGGAUCUCCAAAUGGGUAACAAACCGUGGAAGAAGCUGAAACAUCAUACUGCUGCUAUCAGAAGUGUUGCCUAUCACAAAAAGUAUCCAUUGUUGGCCACAGUUUCUGAUGAUGGAACUGCAAUGGUUUAUUAUGCAAGAAUUUAUUCCGAUUUCUCGAAAGACAAUGAGCUGUAUCCUGUGAAGAGACUCAGAGCUCACGAAAGAACUUCCAACGAUUUGUGCAUGCUUCAUACCACCUGGCAUCCAACUCAACCUUGGCUAAUUACUGCUGGAGCAGACGGAACGAUCGCUAUUUUUACCUAUUAG
Messenger RNA from Caenorhabditis remanei, 2553 nucleotides. RefSeq lists its product as uncharacterized. Lineage: Eukaryota; Metazoa; Nematoda; Chromadorea; Rhabditida; Rhabditidae. Gene Ontology annotation, molecular function: ribonucleoprotein complex binding; protein binding. The record is from RefSeq and is a predicted model, not a curated record. Gene Ontology annotation, biological process: ribosome biogenesis; maturation of LSU-rRNA from tricistronic rRNA transcript (SSU-rRNA, 5.8S rRNA, LSU-rRNA). The coding region runs from base 1 to 2553 and encodes 850 amino acids. Gene Ontology annotation, cellular component: PeBoW complex; preribosome, large subunit precursor. The transcript has 7 exons.